CUUAAAGUUGAUGGCAAACGGUAGGAUAUAAGUUAUCGCUUAUAAAUGAUUCAACACUGAAUGUUUUUCUCUCUCUUUUUUUAAAGUAUUUUUCUGUACAAAACUUUGUCACUGUUUUUUAUUUACUAAAUACUUAUCAAAUUAAAAACGUAAACAAGUACACAAUAAGAAGAUGAGUCUUAUAGUUGGAUAAAAUUUGCAUGAAACAAGUUACAUAACUGAUUGAAUCCCAACCUAUGAAACAAUAAAUAUAAAAAUUAGAAUAACAAACAAUACAAUGAAAGACAGUAGCUACUGAUAAGAACUAUAUAUGUCGCGGUCAACCAUGUUUUAGUCUCUCUCGAAUUGUCUUUCAUUCCAUGUGAUAUCGUGAUAUCAUAAAAAUUAGCCUAUAAGCAAUUCUAGAAUUUGUAUGAGGCAUUAACAAAUUAUUGAUUUAUUUUAUAUUUAAAUAUUUUAGUUUUUAAAUUUAGUUAUAAAAUUAUAUUAAUGUAUUAUAAAAUUACCUAUACAAAAAGUAAUAUUAUUGCUUAAUUUAACAUUUUAGACUAAUUUAGAUUACUUAGACCGAUUUAUACCAUUUACACCAAAUUUAUGGUUUGUAUAAACUGGAUUUUCUAAAAUAAGUUUCGGAAAUGGCCACCUAGGCGCCGCACAAAAUGAUUUUAAUAUGAUAGGAACAUUUUUUAAGAACAUAAGAGUCUUUAAAUUUGGAAAUAUUCAAGUAUCAUCUUUUGUUAUGGAUGUUUGCUAGUGAAUAUUGAAUGUCUGACUUAAUCGAGAAAAUAUCAUUUUCUGUGCAUAGCUUUUUUAUCCUGGUAUAUGACAAUUUUAUGACUAAAAACAUCAUUAUCCCUAAAAUCCCAUUUGGAGUUUUUAUUAUUUUUUUUGUCUGAUUGAAAAAAAAGUUAAAAACUAACUAAUCGCAGACCGCUACAUAGUGGAGUCUGCGAACAGUACAAGAACUCCAGCAAACUCACCUUGCAAAAAAUGAGGAAAAUGUGGAUUUUAACAAAAUUGUGGGACCAAUUUCUUAAAACCCCACUUAAGAGGUGGUGAUAAUGAUGCUCUAAGAUCCAUACAUCACUAGUUACUUUUCUAUCCAUACAUCAGAUGUUAAAUGAAGAACAAAACAGCCAAACAUAUAGUAUUAAGGAACUGAAAUAUAAAACGAAGAGUAAAUGUGUUCAUUGAUAACACAAAUUAAAGUAAAUGGUGAUUUAUAUGUAAAAAAUGUUAGGUCACUCUCUGAUAAGCUUGUCCUUCUCUUUUGUAACAUGGCAAGCUUGUCUACUUGUGGUGUUCGAGCGUAUAUAAAUUAUUUGAAAUCUAAAAAGUUACGGCAGAAGUAAAGGCAGAUGAAUUAAAGAGCCGUUGAUAAAACAGCAGAAGUACAAUAUCUAUGUGUGUAAAGCCAACCACAAAGAUCAACGCAUGUUGGUCUCUUUAAUUACAUUUUACUAGUUUAGUUUAGUAUAAAGCUUACAUACAUACGUUCCCCAUUGUUCACUCAGACAAUAAGGUAUCUAACGCCAUCAAAAUCUCAUAAACUCUUUUGUUUUUGAAUUGAGGUUUAUUCAAUGGCGAAUCAUCAAGCAGUUCUUGCAGCAUUCUUCCUAUUCGUUUUGGCCGUCAUCUCCAACUUCGAGCUCUCCGCUUCUUCGCUUGUUCGUGGCAGGGUCUCUUGCCUUGACUGCCACCGUGAUUUCGACUUCUCAGGCAUUAAGAUUCUCCUGAAGUGUGAUGGAGAGAAGAAACCUAUGACCGCCAUGGCGGCUUCAGAUGGAUCUUUCCAGUCAGUGCUUCCAACCGCCAAUAAAAAAGUCUCUAUGAAAUGUCUUGCAAAGAUAUUGGGCGGUCCUGAGCAACUCUAUGCUCACAAACACAACUUGGUCUCUGAACUGAUCAAGUCCAAACACGAGUCCGAAGUGUUGACUACAUCAAACCCACUUUCGUUCUCUCUCUCAUGCCCAAAACCAACCGGAGAUAACGUCGGAAUCACGAUUGGAGAUUCGAAGCCGGUUGAUUUUCCGGGAAUGGGAGGUUUUGGAUUCCCACCUGCUAGCUUCUUCCCUUUCUUACCAAUCAUUGGCAUCCCGUGAUUUAGUUAAAUGUGCUUUGAUAAAACAUGCAGACGUAUUUGUUGGGUACGUCAAAUCUUAAACGAAUUAAAGAGAAUCAAGAUUUAAAAAAAUUACUAGAAAAUUAUAAAGUCUUAAUUUUCUUUCGUGAGAUAAA
This is a messenger RNA of Raphanus sativus (radish), 2238 nucleotides long. RefSeq lists its product as uncharacterized. Bases 1581 to 2102 code for a protein of 173 amino acids. Lineage: Eukaryota; Viridiplantae; Streptophyta; Magnoliopsida; Brassicales; Brassicaceae. The transcript is spliced from 2 exons. The record is from RefSeq and is a predicted model, not a curated record.